AUGGGGGCGGAAGCAAGCGUGCCGAUGGAGGUGAACGAGGCCGACGUGAGCUGGGUGGCGGCCCCUGGUGGCAAGUCAGGGGUGGGGGUGGUGCGGUGGCGCUCCAAAGUGCUCCACGCCUCGCCUCUCCUGCGCGCCCCUCACCCCGCCCGCGCGGCGCACCUCCUUCGCCAAUGGAAGGCACAUGAGGCCAAGCUGAAGAAGCACCCACACGUGCUAAAGAUAGUGGGCGUGCUACGUGUGGCCAAGACCGAUGUGUGGCACAUCCUCACCGAACCCUACACCAAGGUGAUGGAGCUGCCGCUCAUGGAGGACCUGGCGGGAGGGAAGCGCGGGGUGGUGCCCCUGUACAGCCGACUCGAGAUCGCCCACCAGGUGGCCCAAGUCGUGGCCCUCCUCCACCAAUGCGACAUCGUACACGGCGCCCUCACGCUCGACCAGGUCGUCAUGACGGACCGAGGGUUCAAGGUGAAGGGGAUCGGGUGGAACUGGGUGCAGGACGAGGAGGCGGACCCGCUCUACCUGCCGCCGGAGGCCAUGGACCGGAUGUCGAAGCAGGACCUGGGCCACACCAAGGAGGCUGACAUCUUCGCCCUGGGCUACCUCCUGGGCGAACUCUACACCAACCGCUCGGUGCGCGACGUCUUCCUCAGCGAACCCCAGUUCAAGGACGCCAGCGGCAAGCCCGACAAGGCGUUGUGGAAGAAGCACGUGGUGCUGCACAAGUUCAGUCCGGUGCAGGAGCACGAUGUGAACAAACAGAUGUCCAAGCUGCUCACGUCGUGCUGGAAGCGCGACACCGACAAGCGACCGUCGGCGCAGGAGGCGCUCGACAUGCUCACCGAGGCCAUCCUCGAGAAGGUCCUCCGUAACCGCUUCGCGCGCACCAUCUGGCAGGCCGCCCUCGACAAGCAAUACGAAUUCAACAGGUCGGAGGCGAAUCCCUUCGAGGUGAAGUGGCAACACUUUGCGUGGGCGUUCUACGUGAAGCAUAUGGGCCUCAAGAUGCCCAAGCCCAAGAACAUCCCACCCAAACGCUACCACCUGCGCUUCACCGAAAUCCUCGGCCUGCUCUUCAUCCACGAACUCCUAACUCGCGACGAGGACGAUGAGAGCAAGCGGCUGAGCACGCUGCUGUUGUCCGGAAGCGGGAGCGGCAUUGGUGGUUCGGCGGUGCGGGACAAGAAGAAAGAGAAAAAGAAGAAGAAGAAAUCCGACAACGAUCUCCUCAGCGCCAAGGGCAUCAACGUGCAGGCCGCCUCGCGCGGUGAACUCCGUGGCAUCGUCCCGUUGGAUGAUUUCUCAUCGUUCCUGCUGUGGUUUCCGCUGCUUGGCCCGGCAGGCGACACUACGCUCCUGAAGGACGUGGUGCACGUCAUGGGCCACAGAUUCUUCCAAGCCAUACGCACCAGCGGUGAAGCCGUGCGCCUUCUGAACAAGCAGCCCAAGGGGACGUUCUUGAUGCGGUUCAGCGGAGAGCCGGGGUCGUUCUCGAUCUCGUACGUGCUCGACUUCGUAUCCAAGCCCUCUCCGCGUACCGAGCUGCGUCACCUCCGCUUCUCGCGCCUUCCCGAGGGCCGCUUUGCCGUCGUCAUCAACAAUCGAACGGAGAGCUUUGCGUCGCUGGACGAGCUGCGGAAGGCGCUGGUGCGGCAGUCGGCGGUGUGUCUGGAGAAGGAGUACGUCAAGCAGUCGGGCAGCAGCCUCGACGAGCUGCGCGCCCUCUGGUCCAUGGUCGAGGAGGACCCCGACGAGCUCGAGGACCUCGGCUAUCGCCCCAUCAUCACCUACGCCACCGCCAAGACCUCCUCCGAGGCGGCGGUGGCGGCCGGGCUGAAGGAGGGCCAGGUGCGGGAGACGAUCGAGGAGCUGGAGGGCAUCCUCACGUACAAGGGCAAGGCGCGCCUUGUCUCCAUCCGCCAGGGCGUGCUCAUGAUCUACUCCCUCAACGAAGACGGCAAGGGGUCGGCCGAAGCGUUGGUGGGUCCGCUGAGCCAAUCGGUGGGCGGCCUAGAACUGGUCAACGCGGCGGAGCUGCGGCUCUCCCUCAGGGCCAGCGGCGCGCUGGUGGAGUCUUCGUCUUCGUCAACACCGGCCGUCUCAUCAUCAUCGUCAUCAUUGUCGGUGUCCUCUUCAAAUUCCUCGGCGUCCGUGUCGCCCCGGCCGUCGACGUCGGGCAUCCGGUCGAGCAGCAACGAGGCCCUCCUCUCCAAGAUUCGCACCGGCCGCCACCACCCCCACAAGGUGGUCGUGCUGGACGGUGCCGCGGUGACCGAACUCAAGGGCGAGAUGUCGUUCCGCCUCGAGUGUAACGGGUGGGUCGGCGUGCUCAGCUGCGACAGCGUCCCUGCCACAGCCAAGUGGAUUACGUGCAUCUCGCACUGGUCGUUGCAGGGCAAGCGGAACAGGUAUUCGUCGUUCCGCCCGCCGCACGCGUCCAUCCCGGCCCAGUGGUACGUCGACGGCGAGGACACGUACGAGGCCAUCGCCGACGCCAUCGAGUCGGCGCGCAACUGCAUCUUCGUGGCCGACUGGUUCCUCAUCAUCGAGACCUACCUCCGCCGCAAGCACCCACCCAGCAUCCACAACCGCUUCGACAAGAUGAUCCUCAAGAAGGCCCAGGAGGGAGUGCAUAUCUAUGUGCUGCUCUAUUUCGAGGUCAACCUGGCGCUGAAGCUCAACAGCCAGGCCACGGAGCGGAAGCUGGCCAACCUCCACCCCAACAUCCACAUCAUCCGCCACCCUCGCCUCCGACCCUUCUCCUGGUCCCACCACCAGAAAAUCGUGGUGGUGGACUACGACACGGCGUUCGUGGGCGGGCUGGACCUGUGCUUCGGGCGCUGGGAUCGGCGCGACCACCCGGUGGCGGACCCGUGCCACCUGGCCACCCUGUGGCCCGGGCGGGACUACUACAACCCCGAGCUCGAGGGUCUGUCCAAUCAGAACGUGGAGAACCCUUUCGUCGAAACCCUCGACAGGUACUACUACUCGCCUACUGCGCCACCCCCUCAGCCCUUUUGUGUGGUCGACAAGAAGAAUCAGCCAGUUGCUGACGACAGCGGUGUCGACAGGAACAAGCAACCGCGUAUGCCGUGGCACGACAUCCACAUGCGGGUCGGAGGCGAGGCUGCGCGCGACGUCGCGCUAAACUUCAUCCAACGUUGGAACCACCACAGGUCGGCUCUCCGCGCGCUCCGAAACGGUCGUGAAAUUCACGCCGUGCUAAACUUCGCGGACAAGAAGAACGAAACGAUGCGUGCGCAGGUGCCCUACCUGCUGCCGUCCGUUUCGCCGCCGCAGACGCCCGCCGGGACGUGCGAGUGUCAGGUGGUGCGCUCCCUCUCCGAUUGGUCCGGGUGCAACCGCACCGAAGACUCUAUUGCCCAGGCCUACUACGAGUUGAUCGAGGGAGCACAAUAUUUUGUGUACAUAGAAAACCAGUUCUUCAUUUCCUCGACGGCGGGCUCCGCCGUGCAGAACCGCGUGGCCCAGGCCCUCGUCAACCGCAUCAUCCGCGCUCACAAAGAAAAAGAGGUGUUCCGGGUGAUCAUCAUCCUGCCCAACUUCCCCGAGGGGAGCUUCUUUGCGCCGGAGGUGCGGAUGGUGAUGAAGUGGACCUACGAGACCAUCUGCCGCGGCGACACGUCGCUCCUCGCCCAGCUCCAGCGCGCCGGCGUCAACAUCCCCGAAUACAUCUCCUUCCACCAGCUCCGCUCCUGGGGCCACCUCGACCAGGGACCAGUGUCGAAUCAGGUGUAUGUGCAUUGCAAGUGUAUGAUCGUGGAUGAUGUGUGGACGGUGAUUGGGUCGGCCAACAUCAACGAUCGGUCGAUGCUGGGCGUGCGCGAUUCGGAGGUGGCGAUCAUCACGCGCGACAAGGCGCCCGCCGACGGCAAGAUGAACGGCCGCAACGCGCGCGUCUCCUCCUUUGCCCAGUCGCUCCGCAUCUCCCUCUGGCGCGAACACCUGGGCCUCCUCGGCAAGGAGGGUGGAUCGGAGGACGCGCUGCUGCUGGACCCGAUUCACGCGAACACGUUCCACGGGCUGUGGCGCAGGGUGUCGCAGAACAACACCACGAUCCACUGCCAGGUGUUCGCCAACACGCCCUCCGACGAGUACAAGACGCUCAAGGACUACUCGCGCGCCCUCGAACGGCGAGAAGCCAACCCGAUUUCAGCGCGGGAGGUCCAGGUGCUGGAGGGGCUCAAGGGCCAGCUGUUGGACCUGCCGCUCCUCUUCCUGAGCGAGGAGAACCUGGGUCCGUCGGCCAGCGACGUCGCCCUCAAAGUACUCGACUCGUCCGUCUUCACCUGA
Acanthamoeba castellanii str. Neff is the source of this 4314-nucleotide messenger RNA. Its product is annotated as phospholipase D, putative. Lineage: Eukaryota; Discosea; Longamoebia; Acanthamoebidae. The coding region runs from base 1 to 4314 and encodes 1437 amino acids. Gene Ontology annotation, biological process: protein phosphorylation. The transcript is spliced from 22 exons. Gene Ontology annotation, molecular function: ATP binding; protein kinase activity. The record is from RefSeq and is a predicted model, not a curated record.